Messenger RNA from Cuscuta campestris, 897 nucleotides. NCBI's taxonomy places the organism in Eukaryota, Viridiplantae, Streptophyta, Magnoliopsida, Solanales, Convolvulaceae. The record is from the annotation of a GenBank genome assembly.
CAGUGGUUUUGACUCCUUUCGUCUUCCGCAGCCUUCUCCGAUUCUUAUCAGUCUCUGGCCGCCGCACAUUCGCAAGGAAAUUGCAGCACAUUAUCCGGCGGCUCGUUUCAGGCCCAGGCACAAGAAAGUGUCCGGAAGCUUCAAUACGAUUUUUUUUCGAGGUCAUUCCAACAAAACCUUUUGUAAGGUCCCAAGCCAUUAUUCCUUUGCAAAUUGAUUUCUUGGGACAUAAAUAAUGAAUUUACAAAAGCAAACAGAAAUUGUUGCAUUGAAUGACUCCAUCAGCAAUUUGGAACUCACCGCGUCAAAGAAGGGUAUCAGUGCUAGCUCAGUAGAAGGAGACAAUGGAAUCCAAAUCACGUGCUUCUCUGAAGUUUCCCAUGAUGAUGUCAAUCUCCAUUUCCAAAUCAUCUGCCUUCCUAAACAGAUAUAUGUAUGGAUAGGCUGCAACACUGCAAAGUUUGGACACCUGUAUGCAGCUGGACCUUCACUCUCUAACAGUGCGGUUGCUGUUACUUGCUUACUUGGAGGAACAUCUGAUAAUACUGGAUCUGGAAUUGCACGUCGGUUGGUUAUAAAGACUGGCCUCAAUAUAAUAGUGGCUUGUAAUAUCCCUAAAAAUAGCCCCAUGCUUGAGGCAGAAGCAGAGAAAAAGUUGAUGGAGAAGCUUAUAAGUCUAGGUUACGCCAAGCCGAGAUCUCAAGCACUCUCUUCACAGUGAAUGAAAUAAAUGGUAUUAUUGUGCCAUGCUUUUCGAAGCUUUCCCAGCAUAGAACGUAUGUCUAUUGUCACUAACGGCUGUGAUCACAUUUUUUUCAAGUCAAUCUUUCUACCACUUUUUUAUAUACUCCGUAUUUGAUAAUACAUGCUGGUUUGCAAGAAACAAAUUCUGCAUUU